GGGGAACUGUCCUCAAACUGCACUCGGCUUCUCAGUGUGCACGAGGGAGGUACUUUUGUUCACAGUGAUUUGCGUAAACCGUGCGUGCAGCUCCGGAGCCUCGGUGUCUCACGCAACAGCACCACUGUCACUGGUCUUGCUUUUGUCGCAUACAACUGCAAGAUCUGUUUUUAGCGAGUCCGCGACGUGUAAAAACGGAAAGGCCUCCCUCUCUUUCUCUCUCUCUCUCUCCGUGUGCUAGCAGGCUAGUGAGUGUAACUCAUUGUCGCUUCGUUUUAUCGCGGGUUAGCGAUUUAUUUAUUCAUUUAUCGCUGAGGUGAGGUUUUAAUUUGGUCUUUCGCUAGCACCGAAUAAAGUAGCUCGCGUCGGUGAGUCUCCUGUCUGUGUGGGAAAGUUUCUGCCGGUCGUGCUAAUGGGCUUGCUGUCUCAAGGCUCCCCGCUUAACUGGACAGAAACCAAGAAAUAUGCCGACCAUGUCAGGAAACACGGCAUUCUGCAGUUUCUCAACAUCUACAACAAGGUGAAGGACAGGCAGAAGGAUGUGCUAAAAUGGGGAGAUGAGGUGGAGUACAUGUUGGUGGAGCUAGACGCAAAAAAUGAAAAGGCAUUUCUGGUUCUGAAUGGACACGAAGUUUUGGAGACGCUGCAAGAAAAGGGGGAAAUGGUCAACCCCAACCAUCCGACGCUGUGGAGGCCAGAGUAUGGCAGCUACAUGAUUGAGGGCACUCCAGGACAGCCUUAUGGUGGCACAAUGUCCGAGUUCAAUACUGUAGAAGACAACAUGGGCAAACGGAGGAAGGAGGCUUCUUCUGUGCUCACCGAGGAUGAGACUCUGUGCACAAUCACGUCAUUCCCCAGGUUGGGUUGCCCAGGUUUCACAAAACCUGAAUAUAGGCCGACACCUGUUGAAAAAGGGGUCAGCAAAUCCCUCUUUUUCCCUGAUGAGGCCAUCAACCAUCAUCCCCGGUUUAGCAAUUUGACCAGGAACAUUCGUCACAGAAGGGGGGAGAAGGUGGUAAUCAACGUACCAAUCUUUCAAGAUCAAAACACACCAACUCCAUUCGUGGAGAUAUUUCCAGAGGACGAUGGGGAGGCAGCGAGAGCAGCCCUUCCCGAUUGCAUCUACAUGGAUGCCAUGGGCUUUGGGAUGGGAAACUGCUGUCUGCAGGUCACAUUUCAAGCUUGCAGCAUCAGUGAGGCUCGAUAUCUGUAUGACCAACUGGCUACAUUCUGCCCCAUAGUGAUGGCCCUCAGUGCUGCUUCUCCCUUCUACCGAGGCUACGUCUCAGAUAUUGACUGCCGAUGGGGUGUUAUCUCAGCCUCUGUGGAUGACCGGACUCGGGAAGAACGAGGGCUGGAGCCUUUGAAAAAUGACAAGUUCAGGAUCCACAAAUCAAGAUAUGAUUCCAUUAACAGCUACCUUUCUUUUUGCGGGGAAAAGUACAAUGAUAUCGAGUUGACGAAGGAUGAUGACAUCUACAAUCAGCUCCUUGAUGCAGGCAUUGAUAAAUUACUGGCCCAGCACAUUGCCCACCUCUUUAUUCGUGACCCAUUGUCGCUCUUUGAGGAGAAGCUUCAUUUGGAUGAUGAGAAUGAAUCGGACCACUUUGAGAAUCUUCAGUCCACUAAUUGGCAGACCAUGAGGUUCAAACCACCUCCCCCGAAUUCUGACAUAGGAUGGAGAGUCGAGUUCCGGCCCAUGGAGGUUCAGUUAACUGACUUUGAGAACGCUGCAUAUGUUGUGUUCGUUGUUCUCCUUACACGAGUGAUCCUUUCCUACAAGUUAGACUUCCUCAUUCCCCUGUCGAAGGUUGAUGACAACAUGAAAGUUGCUCAGAAACGAAAUGCAGUGCAAGAAGGCCUUUUUUAUUUCAAGAAGGACAUUUUUAAAGGCUGCAAACCAUUCUUCGACUCAGCCUCCACAGCUGCACAGAAUGGUGUUGGGACUAAUGAAGAUCAUGAGGAGUACACACUGAUGAGCAUCGAUACAAUAAUUAACGGCAAGGAGGGAGUUUUCCCAGGACUUGUACCAAUUCUGAACUGCUAUCUGGAAAAUAUGGAGGUUGAUGUGGACACACGCUGCACCAUCUUGAACUACUUAAAGCUCAUUAAGAAACGAGCAUCAGGAGAGCUGAUGACCAUGGCAAAGUGGAUGAGGGAAUUUGUCGCUAAGCAUCCACAGUACAAGAAAGACAGCGUGAUAACUGACAAAAUAAACUAUGAUCUGCUUUCUAAGUGCGACCGAAUUGUCAAGGGGAAGGAGCAGUGCCCGGAACUGAUUGGUGACCCAGUGAAAAGAGGAAACUGAGACAGAAUGAGAAGACCACGUCAUGAAAGUCCUUUUUGCAUGAUAACUGAUGACCAAAAUGUUUAACAGGAAUACAGAAAAACAGUGUUCCAGACAAAUUCCAGACAAAUGAUUUGGACUAUAGAUUACAAGUCUCUGUCACAAUUGUUUGUUUCGUUUGUUUGUUUGUGUGUUUAAAUUUGUAUAUAUGGAAUUUUUAUGCUUCUCAGAAUCAAAAUUAUUUUAAUAACUUUAAGAUCAAUGUUAGUUGGAUCAGAUGUGUAUAUUUUAUUUUCGUUUCUGAGUAAAAGAGCCAGCUCUAAGUGUGUAUGUAAAUGUUGCAAAGAUUUGUACAUUAGUAAGUACUUUUCACUGGCAAAGCAUUCUAUACAUAUUGUUUUUUCUAUAAGUUAACAAGUUUACAUAACAAAACAUUGACUUGAUAGCUUCUGCUCCCAUAAAUUGUGUAACCUUGAAUGUUGUUAUACUUUGUGUUGAUUUUCUCCAUACGCAGUUUUGUUUUUACUUUGGGGAAGGUUGUGGCAUUUUACGCUCGUCAAUGUAAAAACCGCAUGUGGCUUAGUGGUUUGUGUUUGGUAUCAUGAUUGAGACCACUGUCAGUUGAUCCUAAAGACAAAAUGUGUCAGGCUAAAUCAACUCUCUUUAGAUUAUUAACUAGAUUUAUUUGUAGCUUGUAGUACUUUUUAUUUGGUGAUUGUAUUUUAGAUUCAUCCACUAGAGGAUGCACUUGACUCAAACACUGAAUGGAUUUGUAAAACCCUAUUUGGUCAAAGACUAAAAUAAGCUGAGCCUAUGCCCUAUUGGAGUACAUGGCUUUAAAUAAAGUGAUUGUUAAGCAAUUUUUUUUUACCUUUA
Clarias gariepinus (North African catfish) is the source of this 3163-nucleotide messenger RNA. RefSeq names its product glutamate--cysteine ligase catalytic subunit-like. Gene Ontology annotation, biological process: glutathione biosynthetic process. Bases 413 to 2308 code for a protein of 631 amino acids. The transcript is spliced from 16 exons. Gene Ontology annotation, molecular function: glutamate-cysteine ligase activity. NCBI's taxonomy places the organism in Eukaryota, Metazoa, Chordata, Actinopteri, Siluriformes, Clariidae. The record is from RefSeq and is a predicted model, not a curated record. Gene Ontology annotation, cellular component: glutamate-cysteine ligase complex.